Messenger RNA from Perca fluviatilis (European perch), 3634 nucleotides. RefSeq names its product probable G-protein coupled receptor 148. Gene Ontology annotation, molecular function: G protein-coupled receptor activity. NCBI's taxonomy places the organism in Eukaryota, Metazoa, Chordata, Actinopteri, Perciformes, Percidae. Bases 597 to 1553 code for a protein of 318 amino acids. Gene Ontology annotation, biological process: G protein-coupled receptor signaling pathway. Gene Ontology annotation, cellular component: membrane. The record is from RefSeq and is a predicted model, not a curated record. The transcript is spliced from 2 exons.
CAUAAUUUAUAAAAUCAUGCCAACAAUUAUAAGGCUAUUUUAAAAGCUUAGUAUUCUAUGCAAAAAGGUAUAUAUAAAGGCUUAAGGCUUCCCUACAAGCUAUUGUAGGCCCAAUUUAAUAUGCCACUUAAUUUCAUACAAUAUACUGUAUGCAGUAGGAGUCCCUGUGCUAUCUCUCUUUCAGUUAAGGGGUCCUUGGCUUAAAAACUGUUGAAGACCCCUGUUCUAGAUGAUUGGAUGGUAAAAUGACUCGAUGAAAGCUAAAUUGGAUUGAAAACAUCUUGGGUAGAAAACACUGAUAAAGUUACAGCAUGAAGAGCAGCUGAGAGGAUGAAAGCUCCACCCCGUUACUAUGAGACUGCUAAGUGGCUUAAGCAUUCUCCAUCCCUAUAUUAUCUGAAUGAGUCAACAACAAGUACAUCAGAUAAGGCCAGCAGGUGAGACGAGUCGUACAAAACACCCAUUGAUUUAUAGAAGCGUUAAGCCCAAUGGAUGUGCAACACAGAGGUUUUCUGUUCUGGACGUCAGGAAGCUGCUGGAGAAAGUAGUCAACACACCGUAAAACACACCUCAAUCAGAGCAUCUCGGCCACCAUAAUGUCAUCAAUGCUCAUGUCAAACCUCACACAGGAUUGGGUGGAGAGUAUGCAGAGGUGGCACCUCGAAUUUUUUUUCAUCCCCACCACAGUCCUCACUCUGGCAACCUUGCUCGCCAACCCCGUUCUGCUGACGUGCAUUAUACUGUCCCGUGCCUUGCGUCAGGAGACACGUUACCUGCUAGUGGCCAACACCCUGACAGCAGACAUGCUCUUCCUGGUCCUCAACCUGGCCACAGCCAUCUGUAACGCUGCAAGAGCUCAAGUACCCUGGCUUAUUUGUGAGCUGGUCACAGCCGUCACUGUCACCACCUACUGCUGUGCCAUCCUCACCGUCACCCUGAUGGUGGUUGACACCUACGCUGCGGUUCGCUGGCCUCUCCAUUACCAUGACAUUCUUCCACCUGCCCGCACCCACCGCAUACUGGUGGGGGUUUGGGUGCUCGCAGCCAUUUACCCUUUCACCCUUAUGAUCAUAAUGGAGAUGGAUCGAGGAAAUCCCCGUGAAAAGGUGGCUGUGUGUCUGGUGCUCCUCUCCCUGGGCUUCAUUCAGGUCAAUAACGUGAUGGGGAUCUACAUCUACUUCUUUGUAGCUGCACUCAUCUGUGCUAUACUCAUUUUUUUCUGCUACAUUCGGCUCUACAUGGUAACAAGGACCCAGGGCAUCUGGCAGAGCCGCUUCUCCAGGGCCCGGGUCACGCUGCUGGCUCAUGGGGUUCUUCUCCUGCUCUACUUUGUCCCCGGCUUUGUUUUCACCCUGGAGCUCUUCAUGUUUCAGAGGAACGAAAUAAGUCAGGAUGUUCGCGUGUGGGUCAGCUCAGUCAAUAUGGGUGUUUUCAUGUUGCUGCCCAGGGUGUUUGCUCCGUACCUGUAUGGACUGAGGUACAGGGAGAUCUCUGAUACUCUAAUGCAGUUUCUGCACCAGCACAGGACACUCAGCCAGAUUACUGUUUCAUGAAGACACUUACGAACUGGCAAUUUUUCAAAUUUCUCAAAUGCCCUCUGAUAAACAAGCAUGUAACUGCAAGAGCAGUAGCCAGAAUGAGUCUAAAUUCCCAAGAUUUUGUUUUUUUGACUUUUUCCAAAUUAUUCAUUUUAAUACUAUUCAUUUAAGAUACGGGUAUAUUGUUUGUUGGUGAAUAUUCUCUAAAUGCUGUUUCAAAACACUCCCCACAAUGCCAAGAAUGUAAUUCUGGUAGAGACACACUAAAAUCCCUUCAUUGUAUCUUAUUUCUUGGCCUAUAGCAUUCAAAUUUAAGAAUAAGGACUCUAAAUUUGUGUUUGAAUUUAGAACAUAAACUCCUCAGCUCGUUAAAACCCCCAAAUUCCCAAAAACAAUACUGAGGACAUGUCCUCUGUGUUCUCAAUGGUAGCUAUAGCCCAGGUUGCUGCCAUGUCCAUGUUUUCCGUUGCUUCAUUGCUUUGUCAGUCUAGUCUUUUCUAGUUCUUUUUCUAUAUACACGUAUUAUGUACGUAUCAGGUUUGUGUUUUUAAUAAUAAAAAGAGUUUUUUUUUUUUUACUGCUGUGUGGAUCAACAUGAAACUAGGCAGAACUCCCUUACUUUCCAAGUUUAUGUCUCAUUGUUGAGGCGUCUUUAAUCCCUUUUCUUUUUUAUAAAUUGUACAACCAAAGUGUGGCUCAUCAUUAUGUAACGUAAAAGCCAUGAAGAACCUGACAAUAAGCCUCACAGUUUUAUAACCAUACUGUAGUAACGAUGCACUUAACUCCAUUUACCCUCAUGGCUGUUUGUCUAAAAUUGGUUGUCCAAGAAGAUCAUUAACGAAUGGCUGACUGACUCGGCAACUUAAUGCACUAGAGUAGAGAAAAGAGCACCUUCCCUCAUUUACUGUAGGAAGGUCGGGUGCUGAUGGGUAGUAAUGAGUCAGACACCCUAGCUGCUGGGACUUAUCUCGGUCUCAGCUGUGUGUCAUAUGUAACCGGUACAAGAACUCAACAGCAGAGGGACACAUUUGUCUGUACACUGAGCUCUGCACUGCUCUUUCCUGCAACAAAUGUAAGUGUGUUUGCUUAGUAUCAAGCUACUGGGCCUUGCUCCCUCCACAUAUCCUCUAAACAUCUGCUCUUGGUGCUCACUGUCAUCCUUUCUACAUCUGUCCGUGGAUCAGAUCAGCACCAAAAUCACAUGUGCUAUAUACUAUCAGUUUCCAUGGCACUGCAAUCACACAGCUCUAAUAAUAGGCUACAACUAGUCUGAUUCUUUUCUGUAUUGACUGAUUUGCUUGUUAUUCAUGGACAUGUUUGCUCUUUGCAGUGAUACUUACCCUUCUUAUCUUCCUGGUAGACUUUCUCCGAUUACAAGGUUUUGUUCUGAACUCGUACAGCAGGUGCCUGCAUUGUAUAGUAUUCUCACCUGCUCUGAGCUGUGCCCAUUUCAUGAAGUGUGUGUGUGUUUACAUUUUGAAGUGCCAUAGUCAGCAACUUUCGCUGACAGAAGUAUACUGUGUAAAGGUUAAAAUUCAUUUUACAGUGUAAACCAAGUCAUUGAUAACAUCGUGGACACUUUCAGGGAACUCAGUUGGGAGCUCUCAGAAAUAUUUUGCAACAGGGUAAGGAAGUUGAGACAUCCUUUGUUCCAACUGAGCUCCUCCUUCCUCUUCACCUGAAAACAAAUGUAGCAUGCUGCAUUUUAUCCUGUUCACGUGGCAACAGGAUCAUAUUACAGAUCGUUUUUUGUUAGGCACACGCACGUAUAGGCUACAUAUUCUUAUUUGCCAAAGUUCUAUGUCGAUGUAACUACGUAAAUACCUAGACGUCAAUGGUAAAACGUAGGGCUGGCAUUUUAUUUAAUAACGUCUGCCUAAACAAUUUACGGUUAAUAUUUUGGUAGUAACUGUCCUCUACACGUUCAUACAAGUAUUGCAUAAAACUGUUAUUGUUUUGCGUGUAUUGCUCAACCGCUGUCAUUUUUUGUUGUGAACUUUUUUUCUCCGCGAAAAGUUGCGUUUGUUUGCAAACAAAGAAAAGCCACGUGUAGAACGAAAGGCUCACGGGAAAUGCAGUUUCUCUUAGAGCAAAAA